AUGUAUCAAGGAGACACAGUAUCCUUCCUUGCGGGCAAAGCGUACAAACCCCGAUCCAAGGUUUCGACAUCGUACUGGGUUAUGUUCAAUGCGCAUUAUCCCUUUGAACGGUUUAUCAGUUCCAAGGUAGGGAUAAGGAUCGAUCUGCUUCCAUCCGAUGCCGUCCUUCUCGUCGUAUUGACGUCUACACGGGAUCCAUAUCAAACAUGGCUCGUCUCUGUCAACUGGGAAGAAUAUGGCUCGUUUGUGUUCCGGAGAGGGUCUAUCGGACUGAAUAGCGAACUGUUUGCAGAGAAGGCUAUGUGA
Penicillium mononematosum is the source of this 306-nucleotide messenger RNA. RefSeq lists its product as uncharacterized. The coding region runs from base 1 to 306 and encodes 101 amino acids. The record is from RefSeq and is a predicted model, not a curated record. The transcript has a single exon. NCBI's taxonomy places the organism in Eukaryota, Fungi, Ascomycota, Eurotiomycetes, Eurotiales, Aspergillaceae.